AUGUGCUCUCGCGGAUCUUGCCACAGCCACGAAACCUCCUGCCAUGGAUCCCGUUCCUCCUGCCACGACUCGGAAUCCUCCUGCCAUUACACCAUCCAGCGGCCACCUGUGCAGAAGUACAGCUGCGUGACACCCUGCUGCCCCCCCGUGCAGCCCUACUGCCCCCCCGUGCAGCCCUACUGCCCCCCCGUGCAGCGCUACUGCCCCCCGAUCCCCUACUGCCCCCAGUACACCAAGAACAUCUGCAAGCUGCCGCCAAAAUGCCCCAAGUAUUAG
Messenger RNA from Phalacrocorax carbo (great cormorant), 276 nucleotides. The record is from RefSeq and is a predicted model, not a curated record. NCBI's taxonomy places the organism in Eukaryota, Metazoa, Chordata, Aves, Suliformes, Phalacrocoracidae.